AUGCGUCCGCUGCUGCAGGAGGCGCAGUUCGCGUGCUUCGAGGACGACGAGGGGGUGACGAGCUCGGAUGUGACGUCCCUGCCGAGCUUCGUGGUGUCUAGCCCGGCGGUUCGCUCUCAGCCGCCCAAGAGUUUCGCGCGAGUGCGCGCGUUGGAGUGCAGCGGGUCUGGCAGCUUCUACUUCCAGAACGAGAGUUUACGUGAUCGCUUCGUGUGCUGGCGCGUGCUCAAGAACGUGGUGGUGUUGCGCGAGUGGAGUUUAAACACUACGUUGCGGCAAAACGGCGUGCGGUUAGAGUUCCCCGCCCCCGUGGUUAACACUGGCGUGUUCGCCGUGGAGAGCUGGGAGGAUGACGCCGUCACUAUCAACGUGGUGACUCACGCGGGCACCAUCCACCGCUUCACUUACGCCGUCCCCAGUGACAACAACCUCAGUAUCUUCUCCCAGGCUGAUGCAAAAGCUUUCCCCGAGCCGAAACCGGCAACUCGCACGCGUUGCGACGUGUUGCAAGUGUUAAACAGCGACGAGAUUUUAAGUGUUGCGCUGUGGGUGAACGAGUACAACCUCGUGUUAGGUACGGACUCGGGCCGGGUGCUUGGUGUGAACUUCGGACUGCCCAGUGACGCCAAGAAGAUGCAGGAGUUUGUGUUUAGCGACGAGUCGGUCGUGAGCUGGCUGUGGAACGGACUGAUUAAAACCACGGCGGCAAAGUUUAAGGGUGUUGCCGAGGACGGCGAGAGGAGGGACGUGGGGGCGGCAAUUGUUGCCAUAACGUGUUUCCAAAUUGACGCGGAGGACGAAAACGAAGAGAGUGGAAAUGGCGAGAAGGAUGUUUGCGUCAUCACGGUCUCCGCCGACUGCGUGUUGCGCGCCUGGAGCUUCGGCUCGCAGUCGUGUCUGGGACGGCAACAGUUGCGGUCUCUGGUUACGCCACAGCUUAAAGACGAGGAGGACAGUGACGAGGCUAGGUGGGAAAACGAGGACUUGGACGGAGACGAUGGUGUUAAUACCUUGGGAGUGUACGCCACCCACGCCAAGGUUGUUGCAUUAUCGCCUACGGAAUCGGAUAAUUGCCGGCUACUGGUGCAUUUUGACACAACGGCGGCCCACUCCACGGAGAUUUUCCUGCUUAGAGGAGACGUGCACCCUGUUGCGGCUUCGAGUGCCGGAGCGGGAGGCGAGGAACUUGCGCUGGAUACGGCCAGGGUGUUCACCGUGCAGUCCGUCGAGCAAAAAUCCAAGAGGGGAUUGAAGAUGGUGGAUUUUGCCGUGGAUAAAAACUUCCUCUUCUCGUCGUGGCGGUCGCUGGACGGAGACGAAGUGUACAUCCACCCGAACCCGAUGGCUCUCACCGGUCCCAAGCGGAUCCAGGGCCAGCCGGUGAGCAGUCUGGACGUGCAGAUGCAAAAGUACGAGGAGGAAGACAGCGAGUGGCUCUUCGACCUGAAGGAGGAGGGCGUGAUGACCUUGAUCGACGACUUUUUCGCCGAGCGGAUCUUGUUGCCGGGUAGAUUUUCGCGGCAGAAUCUGUCCAAUGCUAUCGAGGAAGCGCAGAACGGAGCGCUGGGCGGAUUUUCCUCGCAGUCUCCGUUCGCGCACCGGUUGCCCAAGUACAAGGACGUCCUGGUGCGUCUCGUGUCCAGUCGGUGCGUGGAUGCUGCUGGAGCUGCUGCAGUCCGCAAUGGCACCGCCCCCAGUGUGUUGCGGAUCCGCAUCUGGAAGGAGCUCAUCGCUCUGUGCACCAAGCACUGGCGGUGCGAGAAUGUGCCGAUUGGUUUCGCUACUACAACGAACGCGCUGCUGCCUGGCGCGCCUGUGAUGCUGCGUCGUAACCGCGUGUCGUUGCUGUUCCCCUCGGCUCCGUCGAUUACUGCGGCCUUCGUGCCCCAAGCGGAGCAGGGCUCCAGCACUGCCGAGUGCGUGGCGGACCUGGUGUCGGAGGUCCUCCCGGUGUUCGACGCGUUCCCAAGCCAGAGUUUUCAGUCGUUCAUCCACCGCGAGGUAGCGGACGUGGUCUCGGACUGGAAGGUCGAGUCCUUUGUGGCGUUGGCCCGUCACUGCGUUCGUCUUGGCCUGAACCCGGACUUCGUCGCUAGUGCUCCAGUCACUGGCCAAACGAUCAGCGCUGAGCUGAUGCUCGCGCGCUCCAUCCUCCGCCUCAGUAAACUGCUGGGCGGCGACGCUGGCUUCCAGGACCAAGUGUUCCACGACCUGGUGGAGCUCCUGUUCCCGUUUGAGCUGUCACGUGGUUCGGGCGCGUACAAGUCCUCGUCCCCCUCCAGCGAUGACGACGAGGAGAUGACCAACGCCUCGGAGGAUUUCACGAUGGCGGACGCCACGGCCCCUGCCGACUACUACUCGACCACUCGUCGUGCCUUCUUCGCUGGCCACGAAAUGUGCUUCGCGCUCGACCAGGUGGCCUCGCGUACGAUCGAUGAAAUGUGCAACCAGUCGCUGCGCGUGGUGCUCUUCCUCGCGUAUCUGGUGGACACGCGCCCUGCGUUCCUGAGCUCGGCCACGCUGAGCAAAAUCGUGCAAGUGUACUUGCCCAGGUCUAUCACUGUGUACCAGCGUUGGCGGCUCAGCCGAUGGGUUGCCAGCCAAGGCAUCACGCAGCCCCUCGCAGACGCAGACCCGGCCAUUACGUCGUCGGCCACGUUGAUGCCGCCGCUGCUGCAGAUGUUCCUCCUGGACGUCAACAGGAAGCUGAACCGUUCGGGAAGUUUCAAGCGUGCGCUGUCGGUGCUGCAGCUCGCAAGCGCCAGCAACAACGUCCGCAGUGAGGAAGCGCACGGCGUGCUGGCCACGUUCACGCGCGAGAUCUUGCAGUUCGUCUCCCAGCCCAACGACUCGCUCGUGCGAUUCCUGCACAAGCGCCAGCAGUUCCGACUCCUGCGCGCCAUGUUCUGCUGCAACCUCAGUGACGUCAGUCUGCACGGCUCCAGGAAGGGCGAGGCCGCGAGCUCGCAGCACAGCGAGCAGGUUCAUCAGUACGUGCGCUCCAUUGGCGAGUGUCUGGCUUGCGAGGGUCAGGAGGCUGCUGCGCGUGCUCACAAUGAGGAGGACGCCCGCGAUCACGCGCGCUGGUGCUUCCAACAGGCCAUCCGCUGCUUCAGCAUCUGCCUGUCGAACUUCUUCGCUGAACGGAAGCCGCGCUCCUCGCGGUCGGAGAAGGCCCUUGAGCAGUUCAUCUACGACGUUGUGGGCUUGUUGAAGGAGACGGUGCCUCGAGGAUUCUACGACCAACUGCUGAGCUUCCUGUGGACAGUGGUCACGCAGGCGCUGAGCCACUUGGCCCACCACGAUGGCGGCGAGCGGAGCUUUGCACUGCAGUCGUUUAUUUGGGUGAAUGUGUUCAAGUAUUCCGUCGAGGAGCGACUCUUCCGCGACGCGCAUCUCGCGCUCAUGCACACGGCGGAGUUGUCGGCAGCUCUGGGUGGGUCGGAGUCUGCCUCGGACGCUGAAGGAACGGCGAGCGAGUGCGUCAACUACCUGGUGAAGGAGCUGUACCGUUACGGCCACCUCGACCUCAUCUGCGAGCUGCAGUGGGGGUCUCUCGAGUCUCACGUGGAGAAGUACAUCCUCUGGCAGGCGGCCAAUGCCACCGUCGUCCACGGUGACGGUCUCGAUGCGGGCGCGAUCCGCUACUACAACUUGCUGUUCACCUUCUACAUGCGCAAGCAGCAGCCGGCCAACGCUGCGUCUUCGCUCUACGCGCUUGCACUGCGGCUGCACCUGGCGGUGUCGACGUCCACGGCGGCUCUGGAGGCUCAGCGCAACGCUCUGAACGCGGCUUGUAACGCGCUGCGAGCUCUCCCAGUCGAGAACCGCUGGGUUGUACGCAAGCUGCACACGGAGGAGCUCAAGCGGCCGGCUCUGGAUGCAUCUGAAGGCAGCAAGUCGGCGCCUUCUCUGAGUGUGGUGACGCUGGAGGAUAUGCGUCGUGAGUUGUCGGUGCUGGACGGCAAGCUUCGGCUGCUGGCGCUUGGCCACUCGGAGAGCGUGCUACUGAGCACGAUGGACAGCGACGAGGUGAUCGCGCUGCUGGUGGACGCCGUGAACAGCAGCUGCAACAACACUGGGAACACGACGCUGGCCGAGCGACGGAGAGCGGGGCUGCUUUCCAUCGAAAUCGCUGCUGACAUUGCCGGCAGAAGCUCUGGCGCAAGUUUGACGAACCUGACGAAGUCUCUCGCGCGCUACUGCGUGGCCAGCGAGCACCCGGCCGUGUCGUCCUCCAUCUCGCGCUCUGACAGCGACCUGUUGUGGGACCUGCUCGAGAACUUGCUGGAGAACGCGACCAAGCUCGAGCAGUACGAGGUGGCGGCCGAGACCGUGUUGGACUUCUGGCAGCAGCAGGGCCACAAGCUCACACUGCCCGAGUGGCUGUACAAGCGGCUGGCAAGCCCCACGUCGGGAAGCCCGGCCAAGCUCCUGACUCUGUACUUGAAGCACGGACUGCUGCUCGAGGCGCUGCAGCUGGUGGAGGGUCUUCUACCGGACGCUACCGCUAUGCUCGGGGGAAACGCCAAGUCCGCCUUCAGCUUCCAGUCUCAGAAGGAGCCGAGAGUUGGUCCGCCCGAGCUCCCGUGGAUCCCUUACAACCUCAUCGACGCACUGCUGGACUCGACCUCGGCCGUGCUGAACCAGGGGACGGCUGGUGACGUCUCCACUGCUGCGAUCACUCGGCUGCGCACUCAGGACCACAGUCUCCGCGAGCAGUUGACGCGCUACUUCCGCUCGGCGAACGCAUUGCAGCAAGCGCAAGAAGCGGCGCAUCUCGCACGAAGCAGCAUCGAUCUAGACUUGUAGACGAGGUCAACUGCAGCGUAGUAGGUUAAUGGUUCAAUUCAUCAAGUGACACGGU
Molecule: messenger RNA, 4867 nt
Organism: Phytophthora sojae
Lineage: Eukaryota; Oomycota; Peronosporomycetes; Peronosporales; Peronosporaceae
Exons: 2
Coding region: 1-4812 (1603 amino acids)
Cellular component (GO): nuclear pore
Molecular function (GO): structural constituent of nuclear pore
Source: RefSeq, a predicted model, not a curated record